Oldenlandia corymbosa var. corymbosa is the source of this 387-nucleotide messenger RNA. The record is from the annotation of a GenBank genome assembly. NCBI's taxonomy places the organism in Eukaryota, Viridiplantae, Streptophyta, Magnoliopsida, Gentianales, Rubiaceae.
AUGUGGCCGGUUUCGCCAAAGCCCAAAGAGGCGGUGAGAAUUGAAAUUAUUUGUUUGGUUGUCGUCGCAGUCUGUGUCUUCAUCAUGGUAGUCAUCUGCAUCCGCCGCGGCAACCAAAAGGAACACAAUAUCAAGGUUGCUAUCAAUUCUAUUUCGACAUCACCCUUCCCUCCUCCAUCAGUCGAUAUUCAACGUGACGAUUGUGUUAUUUGUCUAGCAAAGAUUGUGACCGGUGAACAUGUCAAGAUUGCACAGCCAUGCGGGCAUCUGUUUCAUGCUGUAUGUAUUGACCGGUGGCUCCUAACUGAGUUUCGGUGCCUGAAUAUGUUAUCGUGUCCGACUUGCCGGCGAGCGCUAGUGUUGAAAAAACAAGUGGUGGCAACCUAG